AGCCUAGUGAUGAGAAAACCAGAAAAUAUCUUCAAAAAUGUCAACUUUUAUUGAAGCAAUUGGGAAUCGUACCUUUUCGUUGAGAAUAGGCAAACCUUUUCUAUUGUAAAAAAGAAUGUUCCAACCACCUGCACUUAUUCCACCUUUUCGGUUUGCAAGAGUAGAAGAUGGACUAUUUCGAGGAGCAUACCCCUCUUUGAAGAAUUUUCGUUUCCUAAAGAGACUGCACUUGCGAACCAUCGUAUCUCUUUUGCCUUGUGCCCCAUCCGAGGACUUGAAAGAGUUUUGUUUGCACGAAAACAUUAGACUCAUAUUUAUUCACGUGGAAAAGUUUGAGGAAAAUGUUACUUUUACUCCUCAAUUGGUGGCAAAGAUAGUUACGAUAUUAGGAGACAGAAAUAAGUUGCCACUUUUUAUUCAUUGUCUUGACGGUGGACAUAAUACGGGACUUGUAGUUAUGACUUUGAGGUUAUUACAAGGUUGGAACAUGUCCGUGAUAUUCACAGAAUUCUGUCGCUAUGUAAAAACGGGAGAAAUAAGUAGAGAAGAGUCUCAGUUUUUGGAAAGUUUCAAUGAAGAUAUCGAGCUGCCGCCUACUCCUGCAAGUUUCUUGAGUUAUCGAUUGCAGAUAGGCAGAAGUGGUACAUUUCGCGGUCGAACAAAGAUGCAGUCAGAUUCUUCUUUUACGAAUAAAAGAACAGAGAGUCAGUUGAAUAGUAUGGGAGUCAAGGCAACGGUGGAAGAAGGCAACUUUCGACGAGAAAUAGUAAAAAAUGUUACCAAGGAAAGUGGUCGUAUGAGUGAUAUUUGCGAUAAUGAGUUGCAUCGCACUCCACAUAUUGUUCCUGCUGAAGAAGAGCCAAUGAAGCUUUUCAGUGGUUUAGAAAAAAGUAAAGAUAACAAGGUCCAUAUGAUGAAUGACAAAGAAGAAGAAGUAUGGAGGAUUUUGGAGUCAAAGUUGAAUGAUAUUGAUGAAGAAAAGGAGGAAUUAAGAGAGUUGGAACAUGCUGCAUUGGAUUCCUUAUCUUCCUGUUCAGAACAAAGUAGAGAAGCCGUUCACAUAGAAAAAGACAGGGAAGAUGAAUAUUCUUUGCAAAACGUGAUUUCUUCAUAUCAUUAUUCAAACAAGUCCUUAUCAGGACAGGAGACAUCCUCUAGAUUCGCUAGGAGCCGUUCAUUGGAUGACAUUCAUUUAAGAUAUUCCAAACCUUUCCUUCCACAUCGUACAGAAAUAAGGAAUGUUCUCAAGGCAAAUCCAAGGAGAAAAGGACAUUCGGUUAUGCUCGAGGCGCUAGCAUUGGAUAACUAUGGGAGACCCAAGUCUAAUUGAUUUACGAUUCUUUUCCUGAGAGUGCUACACCGUCAGCUUUUGUUCAUAAGUACUUGAUAGAUGGAGGAAGAAGAAGGCUCG
Molecule: messenger RNA, 1411 nt
Organism: Galdieria sulphuraria
Lineage: Eukaryota; Rhodophyta; Bangiophyceae; Galdieriales; Galdieriaceae
Product: tyrosine specific protein phosphatase family protein
Exons: 1
Coding region: 116-1330 (404 amino acids)
Molecular function (GO): phosphatase activity
Source: RefSeq, a predicted model, not a curated record